AUGUCCCUUUCCUCUGCUCAUUGCUUUUGUUGUUUGGAUGCCAUCCGAUUUGCCUUGGUCUUGUUGGACUAUGAUCCAAGUCUCGGUUUGGGGGGAGCUGACGGUCUUAUCAUCGCAGCUCUUGCGGGUCUCAUGAUCAGCAUCACGGACAUAUUAAUUCUCAUGAUACUCCCGCGCGUAACGGCUGGCAUCCUUAUCGUUCAGUCUGAGGAGCCUAUCAAGAUGGACAAGGUUGUCAAGAUUGUUACCUAUGGCGCUGCCAUUGUCCUCGUCACUCUCGCUCUCGCAUCCACCACGUUGCAGAUCAAGUUUUAUCAUGACAGUUCGUUUGACAACGUGGUCGCUCUAAACAACCUUCCUAUAGCCUUCCUGUCACUAGUUUUUGUUGCGUCUGCUCUGACACGAUCCGAGAAGCGUGUAGCCACGUCCACAGCCGAAACCUCCAUGGUCAGCGGCGGCAACCAGCAAAUGUCAUGGAACUACAACUACAAUGCGCCUCAGGUUCUACCCCAGCACAUGUCACAACAGUGUUACAACAGUACGCGCAGGCUAAAUGAUAUCCAGCGCAGCAAGUGUAUUACCAACCUUUAUUACAACAUGCCCCUCAACAAUAUGCCCCGCAACAACAGCCAUUGCCUCCCUGAGAGGUACUUGUCCCCCCUUCGGAGCUCUCUUCACGCACUCCAAACCAGCGUUACUCUACGUUUAGUCAAGACGUAG
Messenger RNA from Ilyonectria robusta, 720 nucleotides. RefSeq lists its product as uncharacterized. The coding region runs from base 1 to 720 and encodes 239 amino acids. The record is from RefSeq and is a predicted model, not a curated record. NCBI's taxonomy places the organism in Eukaryota, Fungi, Ascomycota, Sordariomycetes, Hypocreales, Nectriaceae. The transcript has 4 exons.